CCGACUGGGAUCAGGCCGGCUGCUGGGCUUGGUCCUAUGUUCGCUUGCACAACCGCUUGCUGGAGCAAGCCAAGAUCAUCCAGUCGGAAGGACAACAGGCGCAAGAGGAACAGCACGGACGAAGUGGUUUUGAGGCACCGAGCAUCCGAAGUUCAUUGAAACUGCUGAAGAACGAGGUCUUCUCCCUCUGUCCCAUGAACUUCCUGAUCUCCGGAAUUUUGAUCUCCUUCAUACUGAC
Molecule: messenger RNA, 238 nt
Organism: Cladocopium goreaui
Lineage: Eukaryota; Dinophyceae; Suessiales; Symbiodiniaceae
Source: the annotation of a GenBank genome assembly